AUGGCACACCAGCAUUUGAAAUCUGUGCAGCUCUUCUGCCUCCUAGGGGCCAUCUCCACUAUGCCUCGGGUUGGGGCUCUUUUGUGCUAUGAAGCAACAUCCUCACUCUUCAGAGCUGUUACCCUCCAUAACUGGAAGUGGCUUCUAUUGAGGAGCAUGGUGUGUAAGUUGAAUGAGGGCUGCGAGGAGACUCUGGUGCUCAUCGAGACAGGGACCAGAAAGGGAGUUGUAGGUUUUAAAGGCUGCAGCCCAAUUCCAUCUUACCCCCAGCAAGUCUCCUACCUCGUUUCACCACCUGGAGUGUCCAUUGCCUCCUACAGCCGUGUGUGCCGGACAUAUCUCUGCAACAACCUUACCAGCUUGGAUCCUUUCGUGCAACUCAAGGCCAACACUCCGCAGACUAUAGCAUAUUCUCCCCAGAGUUGCCCAACCUGUGUGGGUGGGCGCUCUACAGAUUGUUUGCCAAAUUUUGUCACCACUGAACCUUGUCCCUAUGAUGCAUCUAUGUGUUACAGUUCUACCUUAAAAUUUCAGGCAGGGUUUCUGAAUACCACCUUUCUCCUCAUGGGCUGUGCUUUUGAGCAGAACAAAAUUUUAACAAAAUUUCAGAAUAUUGGGAGUAUGAGAGUUACUGAGGUCAUCAACAUCUUAGAGAAGGCCCAGUUUGCUGGUGCACAGCCCUCCGCUUUGCGUCCUGCUUGGGCCAUCCUCUCAGGCCUCCUGCUUGCCUUCCGGCAUUGA
Messenger RNA from Condylura cristata (star-nosed mole), 741 nucleotides. It is a transcript of the gene LYPD4, whose product is annotated as LY6/PLAUR domain containing 4. Gene Ontology annotation, cellular component: plasma membrane; plasma membrane raft. NCBI's taxonomy places the organism in Eukaryota, Metazoa, Chordata, Mammalia, Eulipotyphla, Talpidae. The coding region runs from base 1 to 741 and encodes 246 amino acids. The transcript is spliced from 4 exons. The record is from RefSeq and is a predicted model, not a curated record.